AUGGCCCGUGGUCUUGGCCCCAAGGCGACUGACGCCAACCUCACGCCGCUCGGUCCCCGCAGGCGCUUCGGCACCAAGCCAGACGCUCCUAAGGCUAUCGAGCCUGCUCUGGCAGCUCAUGCUGAGCCAGGAGAGCCAAUCGAGAAGCCAGUCGAGAAGCCAGACGUAGCCAUCCAAGCUCAAGUCAACGGCCGCGAGCUUCCACCUAAGAUCGCUGCACCCAGUCUCGGCUAUCCUGAGUGUAUUGGCGAAGGCAGUCUAACUGUCGAGGCGCCUCACUGCAAGCCGGUCGACAAGCCGGUCAACAAGCCAGUUCCGUCUAGCAAUGGUCAAGCCAAAGGCCCCGGCGUUCCGCCUAAGACAGCUACGACCAAGCUCAACCACCUAGAGCGUGCUGGUGAAGGCACUUCCACGCCCAAGGUUAAGUCAGUUAAUCAGCCUGCUCCGAAACGUUCUGCAGAUGAAGCCUGCCUAGAGAACUACACCACUCCGGCCAAGAAAGCCAAGACUGACUCCAACGUCUCCGAGCAUGAUGAUGAGGGUGCUCCGUCAGUUCAACUUCAUCAUGACAAGUUAGUCGGACAACCUGCUCCAACUCACGCGGAUUCCUCGACCGUUGAAGCCAUGCCCAAGGGCUCCAGGAGCAAAUUCACACCCACUGAUCACGGCCGUGAUUCGACUCCAACUGACAAGGUUCCUCACGACAAGCAGGCCAAUCGCACCGCCCCAGUCACCACUACACCUUCGACCAGUGCAGACACCACCAAGGCUCCUAUCAGUCCGCCUAAGACGGCAGCUGUCACCCCUAAUCCCACUGAGCGUCGCAGUCGUUCCGCUCUAAAGGUCAAGGCGUCUCAUGAUGACGUAGUCGACCAACUUGCUCCAGCCUCUCCAGCAACUGCAAGCAGCGAAACCACCGUCAAGGCCCCUGACAGUCAGCCUAAGCGCGCCGCCACCGGAUCUGAAACCGCAGAGAGUGUAGCAUCGCCUGUACAGGCAGCUACAGAAGCUCGUGAUGAAGCCAUUGCUCGGCGUUCACCUCCUGCUAUCGCUAGAGCCUCCCAGCGCAACCAACCUUCAUUGAGUAACCUCGGGCUGCACCCAGAUCGACUCAAGAUGAUAGAGGGUAGCUCACUGAUGGCCCCGCCACCGACGGAAGCUCGCCGCAAGCGCAAGUCCCCGUACGACUUUCCGCCAGAUGAAGCAUCCCCACGAACUCGUGAUAGCGCCUCCCGGCGCCCGAACCCGUCGCCAAGCAACCUCGGAUUGCACCCAGACCGACUUAAGAUGCUAGAGGAGUGCUCACUAGGACCGAAACCAGUAAUCACACCCGGCAAUGGUCGGACCAAGCGAGCCACGUCCCCUCCACCAGCACAAGUCCACCGCAAGCGCGACUUGCCAUCUGAUUUUCCAUCAGAUGGACCCUCCCCACCAAAGCGCCAUAAGAGUGGCCCAACAGGAUCCGACGCCAAUCUGGUGCCGCUAGGUCCGUCAAAGCUCAAGAGCACAUCAACCCAUCAUGGUAAUCCCGGCAGGCGGGGCCUCUCACCCUAUGAACCCCGACACGGUAAGCACUAUCGUGGCUACGACCCAGUCGUGGAUGAUCGUCGUCGAGGCAGGUUCGAAGAACCGUCACGCCGACAGAGCGAUCAACACCAUGAACCCUUCGGAUCUCGACACGCGAACCACCUUCGUGAGUAUGCCAACCCAGCCAAGGGAAAUGGUCGUCGAGACAGGUUGGACGAGCCAUUUCGACGCCACGACGAUCGAAACCUUUCACCUUACGGAGACCGAUACUGCAAGCACCGUCGCGACUAUAAGUCAACUAUCGACGACCGGAUUCGAUAUAUCCGCGAAGAGGCGCCGCGCCGGCACCGAGAGAGGAACCGGUACUAA
This is a messenger RNA of Trematosphaeria pertusa, 1896 nucleotides long. RefSeq lists its product as uncharacterized. The record is from RefSeq and is a predicted model, not a curated record. The transcript has 2 exons. The coding region runs from base 1 to 1896 and encodes 631 amino acids. NCBI's taxonomy places the organism in Eukaryota, Fungi, Ascomycota, Dothideomycetes, Pleosporales, Trematosphaeriaceae.